This is a messenger RNA of Diceros bicornis minor, 1561 nucleotides long. RefSeq names its product vitamin D(3) 25-hydroxylase-like. The record is from RefSeq and is a predicted model, not a curated record. Gene Ontology annotation, cellular component: cytoplasm; intracellular membrane-bounded organelle. Gene Ontology annotation, molecular function: heme binding; oxidoreductase activity, acting on paired donors, with incorporation or reduction of molecular oxygen, reduced flavin or flavoprotein as one donor, and incorporation of one atom of oxygen; iron ion binding. Gene Ontology annotation, biological process: xenobiotic metabolic process; arachidonate metabolic process. NCBI's taxonomy places the organism in Eukaryota, Metazoa, Chordata, Mammalia, Perissodactyla, Rhinocerotidae. The coding region runs from base 1 to 1560 and encodes 519 amino acids. The transcript is spliced from 9 exons.
AUGGGGCUGCUGAUCGGGGAGACACUGGGGCCCCUGGCCAUAGCUGUGGCCAUCUUCCUUUUCCUGGUGGACCUGAUGCAUCGGCGACAACACUGGGCCACACGCUACCCAGCAGGCCCCAUGCCCCUGCCUGGGCUGGGCAACCUGCUGCAGGUGGAUUUCCAGGACCCCCGUUGCUGCUUUACUCGGCUGCGGCGCCGCUUCGGGGACGUGUUCAGCAUGCAGCUGGGCUGGACGCCGGUGGUCGUGCUCAACGGGCUGGCGGCCAUGCGGGAGGCGCUGGUGGACCACGGGGAGGACACCUCUGACCGCCCACCUGUCCCCUUCAUCGAGCACCUGGGCUUUGGGCCACGCUCCGAAGGGUUGGUCAUGGCCCGCUAUGGGCAGUCGUGGCGAGAGCAGAGGCGCUUCUCCGUGUCCACCUUGCGCAACUUCGGCCUGGGCAAGAAGUCACUGGAGCAGUGGGUGACCGAGGAGGCCUCGUACCUCUGUGCCGCCUUCACAGACCAGGCCGGACGCCCCUUUAGCCCCAACGCCCUGCUGAAUAAAGCAGUGAGCAAUGUGAUUGCCUCCCUCACCUUCGGGCGCCGCUUCGAGUACAACGACCUGCGCUUCCUCAGGCUAUUGGACCUAACAGAGGACUUACUGAAGGAGGAGAGCGGCUUCGUGCCCGAGGUGCUGAACGCGAUUCCAGUGCUCCUGCACAUCCCGGGUGUAGUCUCCAAGGCCUUUUCAGGGCAUAGGACCUUCCUGGCACUGAUGGAUGAACUGAUUGCUGAGCACAGGAUGACCCGGGACCCGGCCCAGCCACCCCGAGACUUCACUGACGCCUUCCUGGACGAGGUGGAGAAGGUCAAGGGGAACCCCGAGACCAGCUUCAGUGAUGAGAACCUCUGCCUGGUGUUGGCUGAUUUGUUCCCUGCCGGGAUGGUGACCACCUCAACCACGUUGGCUUGGGCCCUCCUGCUCAUGAUCCUGCACCAGGACGUGCAGCGAUGUCAAGGCCCAGCCCCCUGGCUUCUGACCACUGUGGGAACACUUGUCUGUCCAGGCCGUGUCCAACAGGAGAUCGAUGAGGUGAUAGGGCAGGCGCGGCGACCAGAGAUGGGGGACCAGGCCCACAUGCCCUUCACCAUGGCUGUGGUCCACGAGGUGCAACGCUUUGGGGACAUCAUCCCACUGGGUGCACCCCACAUGACAUCCCAUGACAUUGAAGUGCAGGGCUUCCUCAUCCCCAAGGGGACAACGCUCAUCACCAACCUGUCCUCGGUGCUGAAGGACGAGACAGUCUGGAAGAAGCCCUUCCGCUUCUACCCCGAGCACUUCCUGGACGCCCAGGGGCGCUUUGUCAAGCAGGAGGCCUUCAUGCCCUUCUCAGCAGGCCGCCGCUCAUGCCUCGGGGAGCCCCUGGCCCGCAUGGAGCUCUUCCUCUUCUUCACCUGCCUCCUGCAGCGCUUCAGCUUCUCGGUGCCUGCUGGGCAGCCCUGCCCCAGUGAUCAUGGUGUCUUUGGUUUCCUGGUGACCCCUUCCCCCUACCAGCUCUGUGCUGUGCCCCGCUAGA